GCCACGUCUCUACACUCUGCCGUCGGAACGGACGCGGAAUCCGUCACGAGCACGCCGGUGGAGUACUUUCGUCGCGAUUACCAACCCUUGCCCUUUACCGUCGAUCAAGUAGCCCUGGAUUUCGUCAUUCGCGACGGCCGUACCACGGUCACCACGAAAAUGACGCUCGUUGCCAAUCCGCGGUACGUCGGCGAACCCAUCCCGCUCGUGCUGGAUGGUGACGAAACCUGUCUCCAGUUGCGCUCCGUCCGCAUGAACGGUCAGGAAUUGCGGGAGGGGGUGGAUUACGAACUCGCACCGGGACGGUUGCUCCUCAAAACGCCCGUGGAUGGGGCCGUCGUGCAAACCGUCGUGGAUCUGGUGCCGGAAGAGAAUACGCAAUUGUCCGGAUUAUACAAGGACGAGGCGUCCGCCAUGUACUGUACCCAGUGCGAGGCUAUGGGAUUUCGGCGCAUCACGUACUAUCCCGAUCGACCCGACAACAUGGCCACCUUUACCAGCGUACGACUCGAAGCCGAUAAGGAGCGUUAUCCUAUUCUUCUCUCCAACGGCAAUCGCCUGGAUCAAGGGACUGUGCCCGAAGACGACUCUCGCCACUACGCCAUAUGGAGUGACCCAUUUCCCAAACCGUCCUACCUGUUUGCCGCGGUGGUCGGAAAACUCGGGAGUAUUCGAGACUCCUACACCACCGUGUCGGGCAAAAAGGUCCAACUGGAGGUAUUCUCGGAACCUCGCAACGUCCACAAACUUUCCUACGCCAUGGAAAGUUUACAACGCAGCAUGCAGUGGGACGAACAGCGUUUCGGACUCGAGUAUGAUCUAGAACUUUACAACGUUGUGGCCGUGGACAGCUUCAACAUGGGCGCCAUGGAGAACAAGGGACUUAACGUCUUUAACACGGCCUACGUGCUCGCCGAUGAAGGUACCGCCACCGACACCGACUUUGAACGCGUCGAAGGAGUCAUUGGACAUGAAUAUUUUCACAACUGGACGGGCAACCGUGUGACGUGCCGUGAUUGGUUCCAGCUCACCCUCAAGGAAGGGUUGACCGUCUUCCGCGACCAAGAAUUUUCCGGUGACAUGAACAGCAAGCCCGUAAAACGAAUUGAGGACGUUCGGGUCCUGCGGGCCCGCCAAUUCAGCGAAGACGCUGGUCCCAUGUCGCAUCCUAUCCGCCCCGAAUCCUACAUUAGUAUGGACAACUUUUACACCGGGACGGUGUAUAUCAAAGGUGCCGAAGUCAUUCGAAUGUACCAGACCAUUCUAACUCCGGAAGGUUUCAACAAGGGGAUGAAGCUGUACUUUGAGUGCCAUGAUGGUUCGGCCGUGACGUGCGACGACUUUUUGGCUGCCAUGGCCGACGCAAACAACGUGGAUUUGACGCAGUUCGCCUUGUGGUAUAGCACACCCGGAACUCCUACGGUGCAGUACGAAACUUCCUACGCGGACGGGACCUUUACGCUGAAACUCUCUCAGUCUAGUCGUAGUGUAACGCCCAUGCACAUUCCCGUGGCCUUUGGGCUGCUCGAUAAGGCCACAGGUCAGGAAGUGGUCCCCACCACGGUAUUGGAAUUGAAGGAAGCCUCACAAGUCUUUACUUUUGACGGACUCGAGGGGGACGUGGUUCCGUCGCUACUGAGGGACUUUUCCGCUCCGGUCAAGCUCGAGCCAGUUUCCGGCGAAGUGGACGAAAGUGAUCUGGCCUUUUUGGCCGCGCGGGAUACAGACGGCUUCAACCGUUGGGAUGCCGGUCAACGCUUGUACACGUCCUUGAUUUUUCAAACGCUUAACGACCAGAUUUCUUCCACUACACAGGCGUUUGUGGACGAGGCGUUCCGAAUGGCGCUGGAGCAAAAGACUACGGAUUACUCGAUUCAAGCGUACGCACUCACGUUGCCUUCUGAAUCGACCCUGUCGGAAGAAAUGAAAAUCGUUGAUCCUGUUGGUCUCCACGAGGCCCGUGGUAAAGUGAAAAAGGCUCUGGCUCGAAAGUACGAAUCAGAGAUCCGAACCACGUAUGAUGGUUUGACGGAGACUAUGCAAGCUGAGACAGAGUUCAAGGUGGAUGCUGAAGCAAUUGGUCGUCGUCGGUUGCGCAAUACCCUAUUGGAGUAUUUGUGCUCUAUCCGCGAAACAGACCAGGAGCAAAUUGCUGCUGCGGAACUUGCGAUGAAGCACUUUCAAAAUGCCAAAGGCAUGACGGACAAAAUCGCUGGUCUAGGAGCCUUGGCUUCGAUGGAUGGAGAGGGUGCUGAUGCCCGUGAUGAAGCCAUGCAGACCUUUUACGACGAUGCCGAGGGUGACGCUCUCGUGCUUAACAAGUGGUUCAUGACCCAAGCAGUUGCGGACCUGCCGGAUGUUUUGAACCGCGUCAAAAAACUCAAGGAACACCCGGACUUUACACUAAAGAAUCCAAAUCGCUGUCGCUCGCUGAUCAGUGCCUUUGCAAUGAACUCGGCUGCCUUCCACGACGAGAGUGGCGAAGGUUACAAGUUUUUGGGAAGCACGAUUGCCGAACUCGACAAACUCAACCCACAGAUCAGUAGUCGUAUGGCUAGCAGCUUGAUCCAGUGGCGUCGGUACGAUGAGGAAAGAGGCCAGCUCAUGAAGGCGGAGCUCGAAAAAUUGAACGCCAUGAAGCUGAGCGAAGAUUUGUUUGAAAUCGUAAGCCGUGGGCUUAAAGAUUGAAGCGUCUCACGCAGCGGCUUUAAUUACAGCAUCUAAUUUACAAAAUUUCACUAGUCAAAC
Phaeodactylum tricornutum CCAP 1055/1 is the source of this 2748-nucleotide messenger RNA. RefSeq lists its product with no specific name. NCBI's taxonomy places the organism in Eukaryota, Bacillariophyta, Bacillariophyceae, Surirellales, Neidiaceae. Gene Ontology annotation, cellular component: cytoplasm. Bases 160 to 2688 code for a protein of 842 amino acids. The record is from RefSeq and is a predicted model, not a curated record. Gene Ontology annotation, biological process: proteolysis. The transcript has 2 exons. Gene Ontology annotation, molecular function: zinc ion binding; metallopeptidase activity; aminopeptidase activity.